AUGCAAAAGAGUCCACAUCUCCUCGCCGGCACGGAAAUCUAUCGUCCACUAUGCACAGAGCUGCAACAGAUUCGUCUGCUGACGAUACUUCCUGGUUCCGGAGAUGAAGAACUGCGUUGCCAUCUAAGCACUGCCAGCCUACACCACGAACUGCGACCAUUUUACGAGACCAUUUCCUAUGCUUGGGGUGAUCGCGACCUUCGCGCGAACGUCGUCGUCAACAAUUCUGCUCUGAACGUGCCGCGAGGCACAAAAGACGCAAUUCGUUGCAUGCGGCUAGCAGAUGACGAGCGCGUAGUCUGGAUCGAUGCUAUUUGUAUCAAUCAGAACGAUAUCUUGGAGCGCGGAGCGCAGGUUUCGAUGAUGGGAACUAUCUACAUGAACGGUGCGAAGAACCUGGUAUUCUUGGGCAACGAUGAAGAGAAUGUGGCAGAGACUGCAAUUGCCACCCUGAACCGGACACAUCGCCACGUUGAACGACUUACUGGGGAUUUGAGCAGCGAGCAUCAGACGGAGCUGGGGGAUGGAACUCUACCUCGCAACUUAAGACUAGAUUUGAGACUUACAGAACGGGCGAUCGAAUUGUAUGAAGUGCUGUAUGGCCUACCCUGGUUCAGACGCCUAUGGGUUGUUCAAGAAGCAGCGUUCGCUUCCAGAAGUACAUGCUACUGGGGCUCGACACGAUUCCCGCUUUCCAGAGCCUUGCUCGUAGGGUCUGUCAUGCCCAACAUUCUCACUGAAGCAGUCCGACCACUUCCUAUAAGAGAUGGUUAUCGAGCCCAAAAGAUGAGAAUACUCGAGAGUUUCACGCGGCAAGCAUUGCGUCCCAAGGCUCACUUCGGAUAUUUUACAGGAUACUUGGAAGGGUUCUCGACUUCUGAGCUUCGCGAUCGAGUUUUUGCUGCUGUGCAGCUCUAUCUCAAAUGGAACGAUAUGCCGCAGGUGCCUUUCCUACUUGUGUCGGAUUACAGUAAAUCGGUUCCGGAAGUGUACAGAGACGCUACGCGGUUCAUCCUCAGGGACGAAGGCUCAUACCAUAGGACACAGUUCGAACAGGUGCGGCAUCGGUCCUCACAGGAUCUCGCGGUUGAGAGGAAUGGUUCCACUUCGCGGACCAUCAGAUUCGAUCGUACGUUUGACUUUAAUUUCGAUCCCUUAAAGUUCAGAAACGAGUUCAAUGCGGGCUACAAGGACAACACCACAUACGAUGAUGUGUUUCCCGAUUUCCUCGACAAUCCGGACCCGAACCUGCUAAUCAUCAAGGCAUUACUGAUUGACAACGUCACCACUACCACAGAAUCCUUUGCCUGGCAAGAAGAGGAUGACUACGCUCAAACGAAAUGCAUUUUAGAAACCUUGCGGGGCUGGGCAAAAGGGGACACGAUUGCACAAGUGUUGACUGGCAGUUGCUGGGAGGAAUUUGGUUUCCAAUCGAACGACUCUUCCGAGAGAUUGGAAAGCUAUCAUUUCUUUUGCCAAUAUGUUUUCGCUUCAGAUAGCUUGCCACCUCGCACAUGGCACCUACACAAGAGUUCCACACGAAAAGAACGUUACGCUGCGUGGUUCCACGAAUCUUUCAGAAACUUGACGUCGAAUCGACGCUUGUUUCUAACUAGGGAUAGGCGGAUAGGCUGUGGGCCUAAGCUGAUGCAAGAGGGAGAUGUAGUGUUUGUGGCGAAGGGGGCGGCCCAUGCUUGCAUCUUGAGACCUGUUGAGGGAAAAGACUAUUGGCUAUACGUUGGAGAGGCGUAUGUGCAUGGGUUGAUGCAUGGAGAGAUUUUUGAUCAAGACGAAAUUAAUUGGGAGUGGGUGAAAUUGAGGUGA
This is a messenger RNA of Cercospora beticola, 1824 nucleotides long. Its product is annotated as HET domain-containing protein. NCBI's taxonomy places the organism in Eukaryota, Fungi, Ascomycota, Dothideomycetes, Mycosphaerellales, Mycosphaerellaceae. The record is from RefSeq and is a predicted model, not a curated record.